CAAGUAAUUUUCAUUCAUUUCAGUGCCAAAAGUGUUUUUGUUUUCCUACUUAGAUGUCAUAGAUUUAUCACAGUUGGACUCGUUCAUGUCUUUGAAUUACUGAUAGUGCUUUUAGUGCAAAUUAUUGAACAUAUUCGCGGAUCAUUUAGUUAACUGUAUUUUCAAUAACAUCGGAAUCUGGAUAAACUUUUUGGUAGAGAUUUUUUAGCAAUAGUUCCAACAAAAACCAGAUAUAGCCUUGGAUGGGGAACCGAUUACUCUUGGACGUCCUGAGCACAUCGCAGAGGUGACAGAACUGAGCGCAAUCUUCAGUUUGAUAACACGAAAGGAUAUUCCAUAGACUCGCGGUUCUGUUCGAUGCCGGAAAUGCUGUGAAUUGGGACCAUAAGUAUUCCAUUCAUACCCAAACCGGCGAAAAUUUUAUGAUGUUUCUGGUGUAACAAAUAGACCGUAUGCUGUCGGGAGAAGGUGAAUGAAUCUCGCAUGCGAUCACGCGUUGAUGGAGAAAUAACAUAACUAAAGAACACCAUCGCUGCUCGAUCCACGAAACACAAACCGAAAAAGAAAUAUUUGAAAAACAGAGUAAAGUGUAUGGACUCUCUAGUGACAAGGCAAACGGUUACACCAAUGGGGGGAGAGUCUGAGAGCCUCAUGACCUGUUUCUCCUCCACACUCUCCACGGGCUCCAAAAGACGGUGGUAAAGCCAUGCGCGAUCGUGGAGUCGCGCUUUAGUCUCGUUUUGAAAUUCCACCGACCAACAGCGGUGAAUAGCCAGAAAGAGGGAGGAACAACGCCACAGGCAAAAAUCCCAUUCGAGUAGCGCGUGUAUCUUAUUAUGCAAAUAUGAUCGUUUGAUGUGAAAUUUGAAGAAAACUGAAGCUUUUGAGAUGGAGACUAAUUUGAUUCGUGUUCUGGAAGGACAGUAUCUCGAUGAGUUGACAAGUGAAUUGUGUGACUUCUCACUAGAAGAACAAAAUGCUGCCACGGAAGCGCAAGGUGUGAAACCUUUAGCUGCUUCAGAUUACGUACCAGUUGUGGGUAAAACAGUGACCUACGUGGUGGCUUGUGUGAUUGUGAAUGACAAAAACGAAGUGCUGAUGAUGCAAGAAGCCAAGGAGUCCUGUGCUGGCAAGUGGUAUCUGCCGGCUGGUCGGAUGGAACCUGGUGAAACAAUAGUUGAAUCUGCAGUAAGGGAAGUACUGGAAGAAACUGGAAUGAAGGCUGAAAUCACAACUCUACUUGCUGUGGAAUCAGCGGGUGGUACGUGGUUCCGAUUUGUUCUAAGUGGUAGAGUUACAGGAGGAGAACUAAAAACGCCUUCGCAGGCAGAUCAAGAAUCGAUUCAAGCAAAAUGGAUCGAAAACCUUAACGAGCUCAACUUGCGUGCGAAUGAUAUUCUGCCAAUUAUAGAUUUAGCACGCAACCAUAAGCGACGCCUUCCCAAAGACCCCAAUUGGCACAGAGAUAUUCUUCCGGCCAAAAAACCGCACUACAAAAACUAUCUACGGGUAGUUGUUGCAAUAAAGAACAAAAGUACCAAUCAAGUAUUUGUGUUACUCAGUGAGAAAACAGCAUACCAUUUUCCUACAGUGGAAAUUCAUCCUGGCCGUAGUAUUCAUUCCACAUUGAAGAAGUUCAUGAUCGAACUGUUUGGGGCCGAUCUACCACAGCAUAGACCACACGGAGUUUUGAGCGUCGAGCACCACACCACCGGUUCCCAGGCGAACCCGACAGACGGUAUUUGUGUCACGUUGCUGGUCGUCUGUCGGCCCUCGAUCGAGAGCGUGUCUCUUAUAGGCAAGUGUAUUUGGCACGAGCUGAAUAAGGAACUCAGCGCCCGCCUGGCGAUGUCUGUCGCCGCGAAGAAUUCCACGCUAUUGCUGCAUGUUGUACGAUAAUGGAAUCAGCAAUUUUUCCAACGUUUCGCGACACGCCUUUCCACAAUUUCUUUCUUUCUCAAACCUGAUCGAUGGUACUCGCCCAAAAAUAAUCAACCAUUGCAUGUAUCCUAAGUUUUAUCGCUAUAUUGAUUAUAGAAACCAAACAAAACAGCAAGAAACACUCAAUACUAGAUGUUAGUCGGUGACAUAGGAAGUAUACCCAGGCAGUCUAAAAGUGUUUUGUCUUUACGCGAUCGGAAUCUCAAUGAUGUAAUGUCUUUCACUCGGAAGGAGAAAAACAGUAUAAAAAAUGGUCAUGGGAAAAAUGCAUACCAAAUCCGAAAAAGCGAGGUGUAGAAUUAUGGUGCUUUUUCCAAGGGAAAGUGAAUCUGUGAAUUGGAGAAAAACAGAGGAAACAAGCGAAUCUGUGUUCCAAUUAAUGAAUUGAGAAGGAACGAAUGGAAAUAAUUUAACAUUUUCUAAUUAAUAAACUACAGCUAAGUGACUGACCCACAACUACAGAUGAACAACGAUUUCUGAUGCAAAGUUUAAUAAACUGUUAUAAAACAUC
Toxorhynchites rutilus septentrionalis is the source of this 2452-nucleotide messenger RNA. RefSeq names its product 8-oxo-dGDP phosphatase NUDT18. The transcript has 3 exons. The record is from RefSeq and is a predicted model, not a curated record. Lineage: Eukaryota; Metazoa; Arthropoda; Insecta; Diptera; Culicidae. Gene Ontology annotation, molecular function: magnesium ion binding; 8-oxo-GDP phosphatase activity; 8-oxo-dGDP phosphatase activity. Bases 889 to 1899 code for a protein of 336 amino acids.